CAAAACUCAUCAUUAUAAUGUUGUCAUGGCCAUUUCCACUUUGCACUUGCAGCAAUACAUAACUUCGCUCGUAUUCGUCAUGUUAGCUGCAUUGGCAACCGUAGCCAAACCUGCCAUCCUUCGCCGCGUAGCUGCAGCAUCCAACAACUCUCGUGACUUAAAGGCUACAUCAGGCGACGAGACCAUGGUGAUUGUGGUGAUCACUGUCGUGAUUGUCCUCUUGGUGGUGAUUGGAAUCAUGAUAUGUGUAUACCGUCGAUACUAUAACCCCGUCGGCACGAAAGAAGAUUGCGAAGUGCCCCACGAGUCUCUGUCAACGUCUCGUGCAGGCGGUCGGCCGUUCCUGUCGACUCUACUUCUCCAAGACCUCAAGACUCAGCGGCUUGCGAAUUCGGUCGCGGGCCUUACGUCCACUGGCACGGCUGGGAUUCCGUCUGCGACCAUGACGCUGCAGCUGACGGGGUCCAAUUCAACAGCUUACCCUUGGCCCACCCUCCGAUCGUCGGAGCUGCGGCGCACUGGCUUGGGCUCCAUCGACGACGACGGGUCUUCCAUCACCGAUUCGUCCUCGAACAUUCUCGGGUCCAUCCGCAGCGAGCAAACGUUGUCAGUCGCCGACUCGAACGUGCUCAGCACGUUUCGAAGCCACGAAACCACCAGUGUGGACGACGUCGUCCUCGUCAGUGGCGGACGCUAUUCGGCCAAAAUGACGCCAGGCGACCCGAACGAACAACAGCCGCAACUGCGCCUAUACCACGCGGCCGUGUCGGAAGAAGAUGGAGGGUCGUUUUACGACACGCCGUCGCCCAAGUCCAUCUUGCGCGAAGACGUCGUCAUUAUGCGACCAUCGAUGACUACCACGCAACAACACAGCAGCAGUCGAGGCCUCAACCAAGCCGAGUACUUCCAGUUGGCACGCUCCUUGAAUGGUGUUCGAAGGGGUGCCAAGUAGAUAGAAUCGUUUGAAUCCUAAAUUAAUGUAAGUAGCACUGUGUGUAUUCACAGCUUGCUUUGUGGCCA
Aphanomyces astaci is the source of this 1020-nucleotide messenger RNA. RefSeq lists its product as hypothetical. NCBI's taxonomy places the organism in Eukaryota, Oomycota, Saprolegniomycetes, Saprolegniales, Verrucalvaceae. The coding region runs from base 26 to 952 and encodes 308 amino acids. The record is from RefSeq and is a predicted model, not a curated record. The transcript has 2 exons.